Molecule: messenger RNA, 1087 nt
Organism: Closterium sp. NIES-67
Lineage: Eukaryota; Viridiplantae; Streptophyta; Zygnematophyceae; Desmidiales; Closteriaceae
Source: the annotation of a GenBank genome assembly
AAUCCCCUUGGCUGAAAAGCGACAUCUGCUACAGUGGGACAGUGACAUCGCGUACCAGAAAGGAUCAACAAAAAUUUGGGUACCCAAUUACCCUCCUUUGCGCCAGUUACUACUCGAAGAAUACCACAACGUCCUCUACGCCGGACACUUCGGUAGCAACAAGACGCUGACCAGUAUCGCAAAACACUACUACUGGCCCCACUUGGCAGAGGAUGUUCAGAAGUUUGUCACCUCGUGUGAUACAUGUCAACGGAUGAAUAGCAGCAAGCAGAAAAAGGCGGGACUACUGCAGCCUCUUCCGGUCCCAGAACAGCCAUGGCAGGUGGUUAGCCUGGACUUCAUCACCGGGUUACCACCUACGACCAGCGGACAUGACGCAAUCCUUGUCGUCAUCGACAAAUUCUCCAAAAUGGGACACUUCAUUCCGACACACACGACAGCACGCACCGAGGAGACAGCACAACUAUUCGUUCGAUACAUCAUCUCACAGCAUGGAAUUCCAACCACACUCAUCUCCGACCGAGACUCCAAGUUCACCAGCAAGUUCUGGAAGGAACUUAUGUCUCUACUCGGGACCAAACUCGCCAUGUCAUCCGCUUACCAUCCGCAGACAGAAGGACAGACCGAGCGCCUCAACCAAAUUGUUGAGCAACUCCUCCGAGCAGCCUUCAAGGACGAGAUCUCCAAAUGGGACUUGCAUCUGCCCGUUCUAGAGUUUGCUUACAACAACGCUACACAUGCCGCUACUGGACAAACGCCGUUCUUCCUCUGCUAUGGACGCCACCCACUCACACCACAGAAACUGACAACAUCCGCUACAGUCCAACCUGCGCAUGAUUUCAUCACAACCAUGCAUCAGCUUUGGGAUCGGACCCACAAGCGCCUUCUCGACAUUCAGCAGCAACAAAAGCGCCAGUCCGAUCGUCAUCGCAACGACCACACCAUCACGGUGGGAGACCAGGUGCUUCUUGACACCCGCAACCUGGACAUCAGCCACCUCCCAUCUAAACUUCGACCUCGCUUCUGCGGGCCUUUUCUCGUUGAAGCACAGCUUUGAGGGGGGGAAGUGUGAGAGUACGACCCCGUU